Sycon ciliatum is the source of this 3313-nucleotide messenger RNA. Its product is annotated as polypeptide N-acetylgalactosaminyltransferase 13-like. Gene Ontology annotation, cellular component: Golgi apparatus. Gene Ontology annotation, molecular function: polypeptide N-acetylgalactosaminyltransferase activity. NCBI's taxonomy places the organism in Eukaryota, Metazoa, Porifera, Calcarea, Leucosolenida, Sycettidae. Bases 453 to 2240 code for a protein of 595 amino acids. The transcript has 2 exons. Gene Ontology annotation, biological process: protein O-linked glycosylation. The record is from RefSeq and is a predicted model, not a curated record.
UUUGCAUUUUCACUGUUUUGUGUAAUUCAUGCAUGGUAUAUUUGCUUGGAGACUACUACUCGAGUAUCCGGUGAAACAGUUGUUGAAGAAAUACCAACGACACAGCAACAAGGCGAUUGACCUAAUCUGUUCAGUCGCAUUUAUGACUGUGCCCAGUGAGCCGUUGAGUUUUGGAUUCCGUCCACAGUUGUGAAGUCUCUUUGCCAGCUAGGCGAAAUAUUCAGUAUUUGUUUGAGAGUUUCCUCAGUCGACCAUACUACUGCAGGCUUUGGACAGGUGAUAGAUUUAUAAUCAUGCUCUCAGUGUAACUCAUGGUGCUGAUAGCGCAUUGAGGAAGUUUAUGUCGUGUUCGUGUAACUGGUGAUAGUGCAUUGAGGAAGUUUAUGUCGUGUUCGUGUAACUGGUGAUAGUGCACAUACAUUCCGUGAUACUGCUAGUUUGUUUUGUGCGGCAUGGGGAAACGACGGUGUAACCUGUCGUCGCUGAUCGGCGUCUUGUGCGUAGCAUGGUUUAUAGGUCUGGCGUGGUUUGCCAUGUCCUUGCACAACAAAGGUGAUACGUUGGAGCACUCUGGUUCAUUGUUCGUAGCUGGUGAUGGGGAUGGGCAGUUGCGGAUCAAGGAUGACGUCACCAGGCCUGCAGCUAUCCGCAAUCAGUCUUGGAACGCCCCAGUCAAAUCUUUACUCGUUGUAGCAAAGCAAGGGCCUGACAUGAAGGCACCCGCGUGGGAUUCAGACCCACAACCGCAGCUGACUGAUGAACAACGUGAGAAACAAACCAAGGAAGGCUACUCGCACUAUGGUUUCAACAAGUACAAAUCGGAUCGCAUUGCGCUAGAUCGUGAUAUUCCAGACACUCGUCACUACAAGUGCGCUACCCGCAACUACCCUCCACAGCUACCCAAGUGUUCAGUCAUUGUCAUCUUCCGCAAUGAGGCAUGGUCGGCAUUGCUGCGUAGUGUUAUCAGCUUGCUGAGACGGACACCGACACACUUGCUGGAAGAAGUACUCCUCGUGGAUGACUUUAGUGAUAAGAAACAUUUGGGAAAACCGCUGGAUGAUUACGUCGCCAAGUUGCCUAACGUCCGUGUUAUUCGCCAAGCUAAGCGCAUGGGUCUGACGCGGUCUCGUAUGGCCGGAGCGGCUGAGGCUAAGGGUGAUGUGCUCGUCUUCCUAGACUGUCAUAUUGAAGCAAACAUUGGCUGGUAUGAACCGUUGGCAGCGCGGAUCAAAGCCGACUGGAGCAAUGUCGUGUGUCCGGUGAUUGAUAUCGUCAACCAAGAUACGUUCACCUACCAGAGUGUCGGCAAUGCGUUCGUCAUGGGAUCGUUCAAUUGGAAUCUGAUCUUCCGAUGGCAGUCCAUCCCAGAUCGCAUACGUAACUUGGACGUGCGUGAUGAGACAUCCGAAUUCCGCUCACCCACAAUGGCCGGAGGGCUGUUCGCUAUCAGCCGAUCGUACUUUGACCAUCUCGGCAAGUAUGAUUACGAGAUGGAUAUCUGGGGCAGUGAGAAUCUUGAGAUGAGUUUCCGUAUUUGGCAGUGUGGUGGCCGGUUGGAGAUAGUGCCUUGCAGUCGUGUUGGUCACGUAUACAGACGUCAGUCGCCAAUCUCAUUUCCAAACGGUGUCGAUCAGACAACUACUCGCAAUGCUCUACGUCUUGCCGAGGUGUGGUUGGAUGAAUACAAGGAGAUCUACUAUCGCCUGCGACCGGAUGCACGCAAGCGCAACUAUGGGGAUAUAAGCGAACGUGUUGAUCUUCGCAAGAAUCUCAAGUGCAAGUCUAUGAAGUGGUAUUUGGACACGGUGUAUCCUGAACUCUACGUUCCCGACAAGCAGCGCAUGCGAGCCUGGGGCGACAUCAAGAAUCCUGCCACCAACCUGUGUGUUGAUACGCUGGGCAAGAACGACGGUGGAGAGCCGAUCGGUGUGUACCAAUGCCACGGCAUGGGAUCCAAUCAAGCCUUCUGGUACACUAAGAGCCGUACGUUGCGUCGUGUCGAUAGCUGUGCUAUACCACGUGGCACUCAAGUCAUUCUCACCUACUGCAAUCAAGACCAAUCGCAGAAGUGGGACCACAGCGGCCGGGGCACCGUCAUCAAGCAUGCUGCCACAGGCAAGUGUCUUGAGCGGGAAGCAGCAGGCAGCAGCACAUUGCUGAAAGUAGCACCAUGUAAUGCCAAUCUGCCUUCCCAAAUAUGGGAGUUUGGAGAGUACAACGAAGAUAUCAUGAAAAACUAGCCCUGAACAAGUGUCCCAGCGGCAAUCAGUGUGGCAGGACAAACUGUCGGCUUUUCUUCCACUGUAUCAGUGCCGGUAUCAACCCCGGAUGAGUGUGUUUACCUGCUUGUGCGGGAAUUGAGACUGUCCAGCUCAGCUGUGCUGAACUGCUGCUGCUGCUGCCGUCAACACAACAGGUUGUUACACACCACCACCAUGUUAGUGCUUUGCUGUUGCUAUGGAAACAAGUAGUGCACUAAUCAACCGUCACCGUUACAUGACUAUUACCAUUCACUGUAGAGAGUACUGGGGUGGAAUUUAGCUACCGCCGGCAGUCCUUAUAUGAGAGCAAUGUGUGUUGCACACAAAAAACACACACACACACACACACAUACACUAGAGCUCUCCCUAAGCCAUACCAAGGGCUACAUAUAGAGAUACUGUGGGUUGUGUUUCUCUAGCCUCACGUUGAGAUGAGCCGUUGCGCUCUCCAUAUUCUUUAUUGUACAUAUAUGUACAGUAUUGGUUGGGUUGUAGUUGUUGUUGUUCUGUAAUAGACACGCUUUGUUGAGCUGAGUUUCUGAAUGCUUGCUGGCGUUUGUUGUUUCAUUCGAUUAUAAGCUUUGUAUGUAUCCAGUCUAUUCUAGAGAGAGAGAGAGAGAGAGUGUUUUCAUAUCAUUGCCUAUGCUCGGCUAUGCUUGGCGCGCGGAGUUAAGUCUUUCUGUGGCAUAGGUGCUAUCGCCGUAGCCGUGUAUCACUGUGUGCACAUUCUCUUCCUGGCACCGAUUGCUGACUGUUGCUGACUGAUGCUGCUGAUACGUCUGUUUCUGCUAGCAUCACGCUCAGCAGUGAGCUAUCUUGACUUGACACUAUGACAAACCAGAAAAUCUUUGUCAUAAUAUCUAUUUUUAAUCCUAAACUUCAAUCUCUUCAUUCUGUAGGGUAGAUUUUUUUAUAUCUCUUUUUAAGAUUGUCUUGCCUUUUACUUUUGAAGUAUCUUGUUUAUCAUUCUAUUACUUGUAAUAAUGUAACUAUGAUUAGCCGAUGGCUACACUUUCGGCUAUGAACUCCAAAGGGCUACCCACCCGCUUUGA